AGUUCCAGUAUUGAUCCGUUAGAUAGUUGCAUCGUGAAUCAUGGAGAUGCAGUGGAUUUUAUUAUUUGGGUUACUUAAUGCAUUUAAAGUGACCAUGACCCAAUCAGAUACUGACUUGUGUAUUACAAGACAUGAAUGCGGUAAAGAGUACGACAUGGCUAGAUAUGAUUCGGUUUACCUCAAGUAUAAUGGAUAUGAUUUGGGGACAGACCGAUGCUUUGUGGAAUUUCUAAAUGGAGACUCGAGUGAAAAAGUCAUUUGUAUAUCUGCAGAGAAACUGUCUGUUUACUGCCAAACAAAGUUGGAAUAUCAUGAAGAUUAUGUGAAGGAUUACAUAAACCCAGAAAAAAGAAUAACUUGCGGAGAGUCAGCUCUUGAUGAAUGGUGCAGCGAAAAGUAUACAGAUCGUGUAUUCAUCGUGAUUAGGAAGUCUGGUGGGAGUUCAUAUGAUCGUUUUCAGCUACGGCUGUAUCGAAAGGAAUUGGAAGUCUCUGACAUGUCUUCUACUACAACCAUCUUGCUUGUCGCUCUCCUGCCAGGAAUGCUAAUUUUGAUCAUUUGUUUAAGUGCUGUAUGCAUUGUUUAUUGCCGUAAGUCACAAAGACAUGAUGCGAGGAGAGCACAAUAUCAAACUACGUCAGGCACUAUUACUCUGCAAACAGGUCAAGGUUAUUCCACCUCAUCGCAGCCAGUAGCUGGAUACCAGCCUGUACUGCAGGAAGCUGGAUUUCAGCAACUGCCAAGUGGUUAUUAUAUACAUCCAAUGCAGUCUGCAGUACCAGUCAAUCAAAAUACCAGUGUGGUUGCAGGAAAUCAGCCUCCGGUAUCCGCAUCAGCUCCACCAAUACAUCGAGAAAGUACAGCCCCACCUCGAUAUGACAGUUUGUUUCCAGAAAAGUAGUACUGCUUAUAUUAAAGUGCUUGAAGUGCUCUUUAUCAUACAAGUCAUUCAUUGCAACCAGUAUUUGAUAUGCUAAUAGUCUCUACUUUGUUUCGCCGUCACAUUUGAUAACCCUGUGUUUGACUGAGUUCUGUGCCACGACAUCUCUUAGUCGCUUUCUUGAUGAUUGAAUGCAAGCUCUUAUAAGGGUGAUUUACUUGUUGUGUUAAAGGCAUUUACAAGAAAUUCAUAUGAGCCGUGUCGUGGGAAAACCAACAUAGUGGCUUUGCGACCAGCAUGGAUCCAGACCACCCUGCGCAUCCGCGCAGUCUGGUCAGGAUGCAUGCUGUUUGGUAACUGUUUCUCUAAUUGCAGUAGGCUUUAAAAGCGAACAGCAUGGAUCCUGACCAGACUGCGCAGAUGCUCAGGCUGGUCUGGAUCCAUGCUGGUCGCAAACCCACUAUGUGGUUUUGUCAUGGCGCGGCUCAUUUUUAAAAAAUGUAUGAGGUUUGCUUUAUGUAAAAUCAGGAUGUAGAAGAACAUAACAGAUAUUCGAUUCGGCCAUAUCCGGCAACGUUAACAUUCUGUUUCUUGCCAGCAAAGUACUUAAUAGUUUUGUGGAGGGGAGAGUAAUUUACUUUCAACUUGGCCUGCGAAGUAAGAUUAUAACAUUAAGAAAAACUUAUGUAAAAUCUGAAAUUAACAGAAAGUAACAUUGCAUCCAAAAAAUCCAUUCUUUGAUAUCAUUCAACAGACUCUCUUACCUACAGGAUACCCCAACCGGAAAAAUAGAUUUAUUUUAGUUUUCUUACAACAAUACAUUUGUAAUAAAAUUAAUUUAAAGAAAUCAUUUCAAUUUUUGGAACUCACACUAAUAGAUGGUCACUAUUUAAUAUGAGUGGUCUGGUAUCUAGAGUUAACUUAUGGAAGACUUUGUAACAAGUGGAUCAUCUUUUCAACGCGUUCACAUCAUUCUUUUAUACAGGACCAAAGCCUUGUUAUACAGGUAAAGCUUGCUAUUAUAAGUCCCAACUGGUUGAAAACCAGUUUCAAGGACUAUAGGAAUGCACUUUUUCCGUCCGCCAUUCUGUCCGUCUUUCCGUCACCUAGAACCUUAGCUUAAAAGUCAAGGUCACACUGAGAUCAAAGGUCAAUAGGAUUUUUUCCAUGCCGGUCUAUAACUUUGUCAUGCAAAACAGGACUUAAAUAUCAGUUGGCACAAAUAUUCCCCUGCAUGAGACAACGUGUCAUGCGGAAAACGCGGGCCCUUAGCUGGAAGGUCAAGGUCAGAGUUAGAGGUCAAAGGUCAAAUUCAAGAAUGACUUUGUCCGGAGCAUUUCUUCUUAUGCAUGGAGAGAUUUUGAUGUUACUUGGCACAGAUGUUCACUACCAGGAGUCAUCCUUGUAUUUAGAAUAACUUCCCUUUGUUGUUACCAUAAAUAGCUUAUAUUUUAACUUUUUUAUUACUGGACGUAGGAAAAAAACUGCAGGGCUUUUCAUCCUUGUAUAAUAGUGGCCUAUAUCAGGCCACUUCCCAAUCCAAAAAUGUACUAUUUUUUCCCAACUGUGGCAGAGAUAUUUCCCAAAAUGCAUGGUAAGAUUUCCCAAAGUCAAGGGUAUUGUCAAAGAAAUCUGAUUACAAAUCUCAUUAGAAAUAGCCCCUGGUCCAGUAUGUGUUUACGCAUAGUCAAUCUUUAUUUCAGUCUUUAGUGCAAUACAACUACCUAAAAUAACAGAACAACAAGACACAAUAAUAAAGUUUAAAUCAUGUAACUCCUCAAUUGAAUAUAUCAUAGUAAAGAAUCGAGAUUAAUGACCUGAAUAUGCAUCAUCUAAAAAUAGACUCCCACCAAAAAAAAUUUACGUAAUGAAAUUAUCCCAGGUCACGUGAUUAUUUUAGCUUCCAACAUUCCAGAUUUGCAAGUGCUUUCUUUUGCAUACUUUUUUACUCUUCCUGAUUUGUUUUUCGACUUUGUGUCAAGUGUACAGGUACUCGCUGGUGUAGUCGCAUGAUGAAAACAUCCGGAAUUGAAAUACAGACUGCAAGACAAAUGCUUCCAAAUAGCAUAAUGUGUACUGCACUUGCAUAUUUUUAAAAAAAAAACCUUUGGAUUAUGAUAAAACUGUUAAUACUUAGAUUAGUUCUUAAAUAGUUCAGUUUGUACCAAAAAUGACAGAACAUAUUUUUCUCAUUGCAUUAUUAAACAUUUGUAACAUUAUGCUGAAUCAAUAUCCCUUAAAAAGAAUAUUUUAUAUGCGCUAUAGAAUUUUAGGAACCUUUUGGUAACCUAAAUCUUGUAUUUAUAGAUGUUGUAUCAACAACUGUAGAUUUUUGUAUAUCAUGCAAAUUUUAAUCCAAGUGUUUUGUAAUAACAUAUUGACUAUAUAGCACACUAUUGUUUAUACGCCAUGAUUGACAGAUAUCAGUUCAUUAUGUUAUUCUGCAGAGAAAAUUUGUAUUGCAUGGCAAAACUUCAUUCACUUGUUUUGUCGAAAUUAUGCAGCUUUUUGCAAUUUUCAACGUGUAUUCUCUGCUAGUUUCAAUUUGGGACAAUAGGUUUGCCCAACGUCCGUCUAUAUGGCUCCUCUGAAUAUUUCAAAAGUGAAAAAAUAAGACUAUCAUGAGAUUGUUCCUCUUAUUUAAUUGUAAACUCAGGACCACAGUUGCCAUUUCUAUGGGGAAAAAAUAGUUAGAAUUCUUUCGUACCCCUUCACCUGCUAUGAAUGUAUGUAUUUUGAAGGUGGCUUCUCCUGUCCAAAUGGGAUAUAUUUUGACUGAGAUAUAUUUUUGGUAAUUAAAGACUCCAGAAAUAGACUGAAUGUGUACACUGAAGAACUUCAGUUUGGAUUGAUGGAUUUAACCGAAACGUUACAUACAAGUAGCUUGAUAGCCUGGCUCCCUGGUUAUUUUUUUAUAUAAAUACUGCAAGCAAAAUAAGAAAAUCUUUAGCCUCUAAAAUAGCACAUUUUACCUGAUGGCUGACCCGUACCUAUGUUCAGAGCCAGGGGUAAUAAAAAAAGUCAAUGAAGAAACAACCUGCUGGAGUUACUUCCCUCUUAAUGAAUAAACAUAUAUAUGUAGAACAAACAUAGGGACGGGAGCCAGUCUAGUAGCUUAUAUAAAUAUAAGCUUUGGCUUGGUGUCUUUACGAAGUAACAAAGAGUUAUGGCUCUUCAAUAAACUUGUAUUAAAUUGUGUCCCACAGUGCUCAUAAAGUAUGUGACCAGUAUGCAUCAAAUUUUACAAACAUAAUAAUUGUUUCAUUAACAAAUAUUACCUUGUGAACAGGGAUUUGUGAUUUUCUAACUACUUAUAUACAUAAAUACAUUGUAUAAGCUGCUGGAACUAGUCAUUAAAAAUAUAUAGAAGAUACCAGUCUGUUUCGGAAUUCCGAUUUGUUUGAUGAAUAUGCAUAAGUCUUGUAUAACUGGAGACACACCUCUCUAAAACAAAUAAUUGUUGCUUUGUCAACAAAUUACGUAUGGACAUGCACUACAGUGACAGUUGUGGAGGAUGCAGAUUCAUCCUUUCUUAUCACUUUCUUAUGUUAUCCCAUAUUGUUUCUCAGAGUUCAAGGACAAUUCCUACCUCAAUUAUUCAGUUAUGCCUUUCAUUUUGUUUAUCCGUACUGUUCAUUAAAAGACAUGACCACCCAUUCUUCUCUGUAACCCACUUUUGUCUUUUGGCAAAUAUGUGGCAAACAGUCAAGCCCACGUUCCUUCUGAAAUUUAACAUUGAUGAUGGUACAGAUUACUGUUGUGUUGAUAAACACCCCUUUUAAUAAAAAAGUGUACAUAGUGAAGGAGGCAUGGUUGUCCUAUAACUUUUACUCUUCAUAUGCAAGCUCUUUUUGCUAGCAACACUGUAAUGUAAUAUACUGAAAUAAUUUUAUCCGUUUUAAAAGAAGUAUACAUAUUUUGUUUGGCCCGCCCGCUUAGCUCAGUAGGUAAGAGCGUUGGUCUACGGAUCGCGGGGUCGCGAGUUCGAUCCUCGGGCGGGGCGUAUGUUCUCCGUGACUAUUUGAUAAACGACAUUGUGUCUGAAAUCAUUAGUCCUCCACCUCUGAUAAUUCAUGUGGGAAAGUUGGCAGUUACUUGCGGAGAACAGGUUUGUACUGGUACAGAAUCCAGGAACACUGGUUAGGUUAACUGCCCGCCGUUACAUGACUGAAAUACUGUUGAAAAACGGCGUUAAAACCAAAACAAAACAACAAAAAAAACAUAAUUUGUUUGAAAAAAUGUUUA
Molecule: messenger RNA, 5125 nt
Organism: Mercenaria mercenaria
Lineage: Eukaryota; Metazoa; Mollusca; Bivalvia; Venerida; Veneridae
Exons: 6
Coding region: 41-901 (286 amino acids)
Source: RefSeq, a predicted model, not a curated record